GUCGAACUCUCAAUCUGUACGAAAGUGAUGCAGGCAGAGAUAGGAUAACGUUACCACUGUUCCAUAUACGAUCGAAAAUGUCAUCGACCCGUGACUUUGAGGAGUCAAGCAGUUCACCACAAAUGAGCGAUGCUAAUCGACCUAAGCGAGCUUGUAUAGAAUGAAGAAAACAAAAUGUUCGUCUGCAAUCAACAACCAUAUCUCUAUGCGCCUUACAUUUGUGAUAUGACAUUUCCUUCUUGCCUUCUCUGCGUGAGAAGAAAAACUUCUUGCACAUAUCCCUCGAGUCGUAAAAAGCGAGUAUCGAAACGACCAAAACCUCAGGUUCAAAGCUCCACGUCGGGGGAUGUCCAAAAGAAACUUGACAAUAUUCUCAAGAUGCUGUCUUCGCAGAGCAGUAAUGCCGAAAGCGGAGUUGUCAACAAUUACACCAGAGGCGACGGCAGCUUGCCCGUUGAGCUGAAUCUUUUACAGAGCUAUCUAGAAUCAAGUCGACCAAUACGCAAUAGGAGUCAUUACCCGCCACAGGAUGAUGGAAUCAAUGCCACCGAUCGACCCGGCCCGCGCGAAAGCAAUUCCAUGAAUACUGCCAUGCUGGACAACGGUCCAGUUACAUCCAAUUCUGUAUUGUCCACUUCAAAUCAGCCUCUCUGUCAAGAUGAUGCAGAGGCUACGGUUGGCCAUUCGAGUAUAAAUGACAACGACUGGGUACCCGUUUCGACCGUUGCAGAUGCUCUCCAUAUACCAACACUCCAAUCGCUGGAUCCAGAUGAACCACAGGGUUAUGCAGUUCACAGCCCUUGCUCAAUUUAUCCGCUGCCUGCCCUGAACGGUUCCGAAAUCAAUCGUCCUGGUUUCAAACCGACCUGGAUGAUGUCGUUAUGGCCAGCCGAAGACCAACCUUUUAUGGAUGAAUUGGAUUCUUUAGAAGAAAUACUUACCAAUCCCGACCUUGGACAAGAGGUCGGGGCCUUUGAUGCUCCUUGUGCCGAUGACCAUUGCGCUGUGCCCAGCCCUGUUAGUCUUAUUGAGCAUACCGUGGGGAGCUCUGUGCAAUCCAUUGACCUAAGAGAACCGGAUAUCAAUCGUCCAAUAUCAGGUCUCCUAAUUAGAGAGUUAAUUACGCUGUACUUUGAGAAUGUGCAUGUCUUAGUGCCAAUACUGCAUCGUCCCAGGUUCCAUGCGAAAAAUAUGUCCACGAUCAUGUCCACAUCCGACGAGGACAUGUCAACUUUGAUAAGAGACUCGCUUCUUCUUAACAGUAUGUUUGCACUGGCAUCGAGGUUCUCGUCCUCACCAUACUUCCGCAAUGUGCUUGAUGCAGAAAAAGGUACAGACUUCGCAGAGAGAGCAAAGAGAAUCUACUAUGAAAAGCUACGUACGAUCAGGAAUCCUUCACUUGAAUUUCUGCAGGGUUGUACGCUACUGGCUUUCUACUCAUACAGCUACAACCCAGAUCUUGAGGGCUGGCUCAUCAUAGGAACUUGCACACGGAUCGCGAGCGAUCUAGGACUGAAUUCUAUCGAUAUUAACUACGGAGAUGAAACGCGUAAAAUAAGUGCGCUAGAGUGGAGCAAUAAAGAGGAACAACGGCGCCUUUGGUGGUCUAUAUGGGAGCUAGACACAUUCUCAGCAGCCAUUGCCUGUCGACCGCAUACCAUUGACUUUGCUAAGAUACGAGUCCAGCUUCCUGUUUCUGAUGACUUCUGGUUUGCCGAUAUUCAAGUCGAAUCAGCUAUAAUCAAUCCAGAUCCAGUACAUUCAUGGCACGCCUUGAGAAACUGUCCGAAUCAAGACGAAAGGGCGUGGUUCCUUGUUAUGAAUUACUUGUUGCUUACGGCCCACGACCUUGGUCAACGGCAGUAUGUAACACAAGAUGAAGUAGAAGAGAUUGAAAACGCUCUUUCCUGUUACGCACUACUGCUACCGCGACAAUUCCAUUUACCGGGUGGUCCAAGUUUACUUUCUUCCUCGCCGAACGUUCCCCGAUUCAAUUGGAUCAUAUCCACCAAUAUCAUGCUGCAAGGUUGUCGGGUUUUUAUCAAAUUCCUCUCUGAAGGAGUCACGAGCCCCAAGAUUCGAACUGUGUCGACGGAUCUACUUGCACCGCUGGCGGCAGAAUCACAAUUUGGUACAUCCGAGGCGAUGUAUCGAACAUACGCGGACAAUAUCUUCAACAUCAUAAAAGUCUGGCCGCCCGAAUACAUUCCUUUCAACCCACCAUUUCUAGGAUGCCUCCUCCUUGGGCCAGCGGCGAUGCAUCUGCGGGUGGCGAUUAACGAUGACCGAGAAGAUCGCUUGGAGAUCGAAAUGCUCAAACUCGCUUUGUCACAAAUUGGACAGUUCUGGAAGUUUGGGUCGUUGUUAUUAGAUAUUGCGAAUUCGUUGAUUGCAGCUAAACUAUAAACGAAGACGUCUAAGUCUUACUGUUUAGUCAAAAUAGAUG
Messenger RNA from Aaosphaeria arxii CBS 175.79, 2446 nucleotides. RefSeq lists its product as uncharacterized. The coding region runs from base 175 to 2406 and encodes 743 amino acids. Gene Ontology annotation, cellular component: nucleus. Gene Ontology annotation, biological process: regulation of DNA-templated transcription; DNA-templated transcription. NCBI's taxonomy places the organism in Eukaryota, Fungi, Ascomycota, Dothideomycetes, Pleosporales. Gene Ontology annotation, molecular function: DNA binding; DNA-binding transcription factor activity, RNA polymerase II-specific; zinc ion binding. The transcript is spliced from 6 exons. The record is from RefSeq and is a predicted model, not a curated record.